This is a messenger RNA of Nycticebus coucang (slow loris), 3390 nucleotides long. RefSeq names its product platelet and endothelial cell adhesion molecule 1 (gene PECAM1). NCBI's taxonomy places the organism in Eukaryota, Metazoa, Chordata, Mammalia, Primates, Lorisidae. The transcript is spliced from 16 exons. The coding region runs from base 205 to 2415 and encodes 736 amino acids. Gene Ontology annotation, molecular function: transmembrane signaling receptor activity. The record is from RefSeq and is a predicted model, not a curated record. Gene Ontology annotation, biological process: cell surface receptor signaling pathway.
UUGUUCUGGGUUUCCAGCAAUGGCCGCCAUUACUUGACCAGCACCACAGCCAGUCUCUCUGCAAGCACCUGCAGACCUUACCAGAGUGGUUUCUGUUUUUCACAGGGCAAGUUUCUCAUCUGUGGCGUGUGGGACGUGACUUCUGCCCAAAAGGCAUGGUGUGAAGGCAGCACAGACUGUGCCGGGCAGUCUCCACAUCUCAGCAUGCAGCUGAGCUGCGCCCGAGGGGCCAAGAUGCAGCUGGGAGUCCUGCUGGUGCUCCUGCUCUGUUCGAGCCUUAAGGGCCAAGAAAACUCUUUCACCAUCAACAGCAUCCACAUGAAGAGCCUGCCCAACUGGACGGUGAUAAAUGGGCAGAACCUGACGCUGCAGUGCGUGGUGGAUAUCAGCACCACCUCGCGCAUCAAGCCUCAGCACCUCAUGCUCUUCUACAAGGAUGACGUGCUGUUUUACAACAUCUCCUCCACUAAGAACGUGGAGAGUUUUUUUAUUCCCCAAGCCCGAGUCUAUGACUCGGGUACUUACAAAUGCACCGUGAUUCUGAACAACAAGGAGAAAACCACCCAACAGUACCAGGUAUCAGUGAAAGGUAUGCCCCCUCCCAGGGUGACGCUGGACAAGAAGGAGGCCAUCGAAGGCGGGGUUGUGAUGGUCAAUUGUUCUGUCCCAGAGGAAAAGGGUCCAAUAUAUUUCACAAUUGAAAAACUUGAACUAAAUUCCAAAUAUGUCAAGCAGAAAAGAGAGAAGCAUUGUUGGGACCAGAAUUUUGUGACACUGGAAUUCCCCAUUGAGGAGCAGGACCACGUUUUAAUAUUCCGAUGUCAAGCUAGGAUCAUAUCUGGAAUCAGCAUGGAGAUCUCAGAGUCCAGCCGGAGUGAACUGGUCACCGUGAGGGAAUCCUUCUCUGUUCCCAAGUUCCAUGUCAACCCCAUGGGGAUGAUCACAGAAGGAGAUCAGCUCCUCAUUAAGUGCACUAUUCAGGUGACACACCUGGCUCGGGAGUUUCCGGAAAUCAUAAUCCAGAAGGACAAGGUGAUUGUGGCCAACACCAAACAGGGCAAUGAGGCCAUCUACUCAGUCAUGGCCUUGGUGGAGCACAACGGCAACUACACGUGCAAAGUGGAGUCCAGCCGCAUAUCCAAGGUCAGCAGCAUCGUGGUCAACAUAACAGAACUAUUUUCCAAGCCAAAGCUGGAAUUUUCCUCUGCACGGCUGGACCAAGGUGAGAUCUUGAACCUGUCAUGCUCCAUCCCAGGAGCACCUCCAGCUAAUUUCACCCUCAAGAAGGAAGACACAAUUGUGUCACAGGCUCAAAACUUCACCAAGAUAGCUUCAAAGUGGGACAGCGGAAAGUACACCUGCACUGCGGCCAUCGACAAAGUGGUCAAGGAAAGCGACAUGGUGCAGAUAGUGGUGUGUGAAAUGCUCUCCAACCCAAGGAUCUCUCAUGAUGUGGGGUCUGAAGUCAUAAAAGGUCAGACCAUAGAAGUCAGUUGCCAAUCGAUAAAUGGAACUUCGCCUAUUUCUUACCAGCUUUUAAAAGCAAAUAGAGUUUUGGGUAGCCAUAUGGAGUACUCAAAUGAUCCUGCAGUAUUCAGAGAUAACCCCACUGAGGACGUGGCAUACCAGUGUGUUGCGGAUAAUUGCCAUUCCCAGGCCAAAAUGUUCAGCAAUGUUCUGAGAGUCAAAGUGAUAGCCCCAGUGAGUGAGGUCAAGCUUUCCAUCCUGUUGAACGAGGCGGUGGAAUCGGGGAAGGAAAUUGUGCUCCGAUGUUCCGUGAAUGAAGGGUCUGGUCCGAUCACCUAUAGGUUUUACAGAGAAAAGGAGGGCAAACCCUUCUACCAAGUGACCUCAAAUGACAGUCAGGCAUUUUGGCGCAAGCCGCAGGCUAGCAAGGAGCAGGAGGGACAGUAUUACUGCACGGCCUUCAACAGAGCCAACAGAAAUGUGCCUCCAAGCAACACACUGCCGGUCAGAGUCUUUCUUGCCCCGUGGAAGAAAGGACUAAUUGCAGUCAUUGUCAUCGGAGUGAUAAUUGCCACCUUGAUAGUUGGGGCCAAAUGCUAUUUUCUGAGGAAAGCCAAGGCCAAGCAGAGGCCCGUGGAGAUGUCCAGGCCAGCAGCACCACUUCUGAACUCUAACAACGAGAAGAUGUCAGAUCCCAAUAUGGAAGCCAACAGUCAUUAUGGUUACAAUGAUGAUGUUGGAAACCAUGCAAUGAAACCAAUGAAUGAUAAUAAAGAGCCUCUGAACUUGGACGUGGAGUACACAGAAGUGCAAGUAUCCUCAGCUGAGCCUCACAGAGCACUGGGAACAAAGGGCACAGAGACGGUGUACAGCGAAAUCCGGAAAGCCAGCCGCGAUUCCAUGGAAAACAGAAAUUCUAGAACGGAAGGCUCCCUUGAUGAAGCUUAGACAGCGAGGGAAGACGUUCGCUCCUGGGAGAAUGGCCAUGUUCCGAGAAGAGCGGCUGAUCCCUGCAUGCCAAGACUUCUGUGCACUUAUUUAUGAGCCUGCCCUGCUCCCACCAAACAUAGCGAUUUCUCGGGCCAAGCCACCAGUUCUUAAAUGUAUCCUGCUGCAUUAAUGUUGGGUAUAAAGAGAUGUGAGGGGCUGUUUAAUUUCCCCCAUGGCCUUCCUUUCAUCAACUUGGAGCAUUUGGAAGAGCAGAGGAGGUUCCGGGUCAACAGGCCAUUGGGAUAUUUUGAAACUUGAAUAUGUUGUCUUAUACAGAGAUAAAGACCUUUUCCUUGUGCCCUCGUACACAGAAACCGAUUUUUAUUUUAUAGUCAAUCACUUCUAGCAAAUGGCCUGGUUUAGGGGCUAGGUUUUUCCUUUUCCUUUGUCCUUCAAAGACCUGUAUGUCUGGGUAGUCCUUGUCCUUUGAGAGUACACACACUGACCAGACAACUGCACCCUGUCCCCUCUGUGACCUCAUACCCACCACAAAUGGGAGACCAAAGCUGCUUGGGUGCAACUCCUUGGAAACGCCAACCUGAAAAGGGGUUCAUUCAGGCACUGCACAAAAUGAUAGUGGAAUGAGCACAGAUGUCCCUAAGCUGUCUCGCUAUACCUUUUCUUGUCCUCCACCAUGGCUGAAGGCUGAAGGUCAGGAGGAUGGUUGCCUACAGCAAAUAUUAUUUUUAAUAGAAAAAUGAAGUACAUAUUUUUCUUACUAAUUUUUUUUAAUUUAUUCCUUGCUGAAGAAAAGAGGUCUUAAGAUGUUUCUGACAGUAUCUCGAGUGGCUGGGAGAGGGGCUGUGGCUGUUUUGCUGUGGAAUUUCAACAGCACCACACCUAACCAAAAUCAUGUUCCCUCUUCUCCUCAGUGACAUAGCAGCAGGGACCCUGAAGGGUGUUGUAUUAAAUAAAUUUGAUCUUUGCUCUUCA